AUGGAUAUCGAGUCCGCAAGAGACAAUCUAAGAAAUGAUAGUGUCCCUAUAGCAAGGAGAAUGAGAUCUCUGUUCUAUUUACGAAAUAUAUUGGAGCCUGGGUCUGUAGAUGCUAUUUCUGGGGCAUUUACAUCCAAGUCCGUUCUCUUGAAGCAUGAGGCUGCAUAUGUUCUUGGACAAAUGUGCAUAGAAAAUUCUAUUAAGGUACUUCUAAAUGUUUUAUCUGAUGAAAGCGAGAAUGAAAUUGUUAGGCAUGAGGCGGCGGAAGCACUGGGGAAUUUCAAGGCAACAGAAGAGAUUGUAGCAGCGUUAAAGAAAUACUCCGAUCAUCCUUUGAAGCCUAUUUCCGAGACUUGCUAUCUGGCACUUAUGAAACUGAAGAACGGAAUAAAUAUUGUGUCCAAGUUUGGAUCUCGGGACCCGGCAUCUCCAAUGGAAGGAAGUUUUGAGGAGGCAAGAAAGAUUUUACUGGAUAGAAAUGAAUGUCUGUAUAGAAGAUACCAAGCGAUGUUUUACUUGAGAGAUCUAAAUACGCUUGAUGCUAUACAUUCUCUUGGGGAGGCUAUGAGAGACGAUUCAUCACUAUUCAAACAUGAAAUAUCGUUCGUUUUUGGCCAGAUGAGAUCAGUGGAAUCUAUUCCAUACCUUAUUAAGGGGAUGGAAGAUGAAAAAGAACAUGGGAUGGUUAGGCAUGAAUGUGCAGAAGCUUUGGGAGCGAUUGGAAAUGACAAGGCUUUGGAGGCGUUGGCCAAAUACCUUCACGAUCCAUGUGACAUUCUGAGAGAAAGUGUAGAAGUGGCGGUAGACAUUCACAAUUAUAUGACCAGUAACGAGAUAGAGUACUGCAAUGUACAAUGA
This is a messenger RNA of Encephalitozoon intestinalis ATCC 50506, 858 nucleotides long. RefSeq names its product deoxyhypusine monooxygenase. The record is from RefSeq and is a predicted model, not a curated record. NCBI's taxonomy places the organism in Eukaryota, Fungi, Microsporidia, Unikaryonidae. Gene Ontology annotation, biological process: peptidyl-hypusine biosynthetic process. Gene Ontology annotation, molecular function: deoxyhypusine monooxygenase activity. The transcript has a single exon. Bases 1 to 858 code for a protein of 285 amino acids.